ACUUGCAUAAUAAGGAAGAGAAGUUAAUGUAUUUAGUCGCAGAGUAGUCUGUAGUUAAAGUCAAAUCCGCGUAUCAAAACAAUUCCGCCUUCCAUUCCACCAUGUGAAUCGAACUGCUUUGUUUUUGACUGAAAUAAUUGCUCUUGCACAAGUCAAUGAAGAAUUAAGGAUAAAACUGGAAGAGAAAAUGAACCACGAGAAUCCAACCUCUCUUCUGAGAUCAGUUAAAACAACAGCUUGUUGGAAGUAAAGCUCGCUUCCGGCUUAACCAAGAUGGCUGACCCUGUUAUCUCUUUUGUAAUUGAGAGAACUGGCGAUCUUCUGAUUCAAAAAAUUGUUUUCCUGAAAGAUGUUCGACAACAAGUUGAAAGACUCCAAAAUGAUCUGGUCCGGAUGCGGUGUUUCCUGAAAGAUGCUGAUCAGAGGCAAGAUGAAGAUGAGAGGAUCCGCAACUGGGUUUCUGAAAUCAGAGCUGCGGCCUACGAUGCGGAGGAUGUCAUUGAGAUCUUCGCCAGCAAAGUUGAGUUCUUCACAAAGGACCAGGGACUCAUCACCAAAUUGACGUAUUAUCCCUUGAAAAUUGUGAGCCUCUACGAGAUAGGCAAAGAGAUCGAAUCCUUACGGAUGAGGCUCAAGGAGAUUGCUGAUAGCCGCGUAGAGUACGGUAUCAAAAAUCUUGGAGAGGGGAUGACUACACAUGGAGAAGAGCUUCAACGGCUCCGACGAUCCUCUCCAAUUAGUGAGGACAAGGAUAUUGUGGGCUUCGAGAAGAUGGCAAAAUCCCUGGUGGCAGAACUCUUGAAAGAGGACAAAAGCCGCCGUGUGGUUUCAAUCGUCGGCAUGGGAGGUGCUGGUAAGACAACUCUAGCCAAAAAGGUUUAUAACUAUGCUGAUAUCAGGGCAAGAUUCAAUUGCCGUGCUUGGGUCUGCGUCUCUUCAAGCUACGACCACAAAGAGAUGCUGAGAACAAUCAUAAAGCAACUGAAUCCGAUAACUAAAGAGCUGCUUGAAUUGUUGGAAAAGAUGCAGGAGCAGGACUUGGAAGAAAGGCUGUAUAAAGAUCUACAAGACAAAUGUUAUCUUGUGGUGCUUGAUGAUGUAUGGGAGGUAGCAGCGUGGGAUUGUCUUGCCAGGAGGGCCUUUCCUGAUGUUGGCACAUCAAGUAGAGUGCUACUUACAAGUCGCAAACGGGAUGUCGCCCAACACGCUGAUGCUUAUAGACACCCGUAUGAGUUGAAAACUUUGGGGCAGGAAGACAGCUGGCAGUUGUUCCUCAGAAAGGCAUUAGGCCAUGGAGCUAAUGCUGGGUGUCCUCCGGAUUUGGAAGAAGUAGGCAGAGAGAUUGCAAGGAGAUGUGGCGGUCUACCACUGGCCAUAACGGUUAUAGGUGGCCUGCUACUAGGCAAGAAUAAGUCGAAUACUGAAUGGGAGAACGUUCUCAACAACUUUGGCGCAUACCUAUCAAGGAGCCAGAGUGAAGCAGGGAAAAUUAGUGAAGCAGGGGCAAUUCUGGAAUUAAGUUAUGCAGACCUCCCUGCCAAUCUGAAAUUUUGCUUUUUGUAUUUGGGUUUGUUUCCGGAAGACUCCGUGAUUUCUGUGCACAAGUUGAUCCAUAUGUGGGUUGCUGAGGGAAUAAUGCAGAAAAGAGAUGCAAAAAAUUUGGAGGAAACUGCAGCAUAUGAAGAUGUGGAGCGACUUUGUAGCAGAAAUAUGGUCCAGGUGGCGGAAAUGACGGUUGAUAAGAGGAUUAAAAGCUGCAGAGUCCAUGAUUUACUGCGAGAGCUUGCAAUCAGAAAGGCAGAGGAUGAAAAUUUUUUUCAAAUCCAUGGCACCAGAGAUGAUAAAAUAUCAGCCAAAUCCAGAAAGCUCAGGAUACUAGACCUCGACGAUGCUUGGAUGUACUCUAAUUUGCCAAAAGAAAUUGGUGAGGUCAGGCUUCUAAGGUACCUCAAUUUAAGAGGCACAUACAUUACAAGGCUCCCUCGUUCCGUCGGUUGCUUGCGAUACCUACAAACUCUUGACAUACGGGCAACGAAAUACACCAGUUGCAGAGUGAAAGUUUCAAAUUUCAUUUGGAAGCUUGAAAGUUUACGGCAUCUAUAUGCGGAUGAGAUGGAAUGUGAUGUGCCUCUUAAGAUUGAAGGAUUGAGGAAUCUCCAGACUCUGUCAGGCAUACGCUUUGAGGACGUUAUGCACAAUGACAUGAUAACUCUGACAAGUCUUCAGAAACUGGGGAUUGUAGUGAAUGACAGGUCAGAAAUAUACAAACUCUGCAUGCAUUUAUCUGAGGUUGGAAGCCUAAAGACGUUACGUCUUUGUCGGUAUUCGGGAACGCCAGAAUCUCAAGGUGGACUUUCUAAGCUCCGUCAUGUAACAGAGCUUAAGCUAUCCAAUUGGACAAUGCUGCCUCCUGAUUUCCCUCCAAAUCUCUCUCGCUUGUCUUUGAAAAACAUAUUUCUCGAGGAUGACCCAAUGCCAGUACUGGAGAAGUUGGGACAGCUAUCGUUCCUCAAAAUCAAAGUUGCAUUUGUGGGACCACAGCAUAUGGUCAUUUCUAGGCAUGGGUUUCACCAAUUGAAAUUCCUUGAGCUCAACCACCUAGUUGUUUUGUAUGAAAUAAAGGUGGAGGAAGGUGCACUGCCACAGCUCCAGUGCCUGAGAAUCAGGGAUUGCGACAGAUUAUGGGAGUUGCCGGAAGAGCUGAAGCACAUAUCUACUCUUGAUACGCUUGAGCUUGUGGACAUGCCAGAAGAUUUCAUCAGUGGGCUUGAUGCGGACCUGGUAUCCAGUGUCCCUAACCUCAGAAUAUUUGACUCGCCGAAGGAAAGAAUGUAAUAAUUAUUUCAAUUUUCAAGUUUUUGUAUUUCGCGCAUAGAAUGGAAGGUAUGUCGUGUAGUGAUUAAUGAAAUUAUUUCAAGUUUUUAUCAAAAUACAUAAAUAAAAAGAAUGUUUCCGUAUUUGUUUUCCCCAA
Messenger RNA from Coffea arabica (coffee), 2971 nucleotides. The record is from RefSeq and is a predicted model, not a curated record. NCBI's taxonomy places the organism in Eukaryota, Viridiplantae, Streptophyta, Magnoliopsida, Gentianales, Rubiaceae.